Molecule: messenger RNA, 485 nt
Organism: Sphaeroforma arctica JP610
Lineage: Eukaryota; Ichthyosporea; Ichthyophonida
Exons: 2
Source: RefSeq, a predicted model, not a curated record
GUAUUCCUUUAAGCGAAGAGCUACGCUCACGAGCUGAAGGCUUUGCUCCUCCAAGGAAAAAGCGGGUGCCUAAGGCAGAAAACACCGAGAAGGGCAAAAAAAAGUCUAAGGGCAGGAAGAUGAAAAACCAAGACACAUCAGACAACUCCGAGGAAGAGAGCCGAACGAGAGCCGAUGCGCCUGAGUACUUGGAUGUAGUGCCAUCAUCCUCAUCGGACGAUGAAGACGUCUUUGAGCGCAUGCGCAGGCAACGAGACGAGAUCAACAAGAGCAACAACACAGCAACAGACGCCAGUGGACAUACAAACACACACAAGGAUAUUAAUACAGUCAAAGAUAACAGUACAAACAAAGGAAAGGAUAAUCAAGGUGCAAGUGUGGACUCAGAAGAGAGUGAGAUGGAUGUAGAGCUGAGGAGGACGCUGAGAGAAGUGUGGCACAAACACGCCGAAGCGGUGCAGUGGUUGAAAGGUGGGUGGUUCUAA